AUGCAAAGCUCAACCACAAUCAACAAGUUCCGAGUUGACAUCAUCACAUGUACAUCACUUGAACAAUUACAACAAAUUCAGCAUCAGUUUCAAAAGUUUAUUGACUCACAAGCACUUGAUACGAGCUAUUCAAAGAAGAUAGAAAGUGAAUAUGUCAAGUCCAUAUUGAAGCUCAUUCAAUCGAAACAGAAUCAGCUCAGCAAAGUGAGUUUCAAGUUUGUGGGGGACCCACAACCGCCGGCCAACCUCAACAAGUCCAAACAUGAUACUGAUGCAUUUUCGAACCUUCGUUCUGACUCAAUCACUGUUGUUGAUGACGACUACAAGCUCACUUCCAACCACAUCUACAUAUCAAAGUUCUCGAAUAGUAGGCUUUCACUAGAGUCAAUGUCUAUUCAUUUGCAAAAUGGCAAUAACUCCAUUUGCAAUAUACAAUCUUCUGGUCCAGUCUUUAUACAAAAUGCAAUCAACUGUAUCUUUGUUAUAUCAUGUCAUCAAGCAAGACUUCAUCACAUAAAAGACUCCACAGUGAUUGUUGAAAACAGAGAUAAAGGGAAUCCCAUAAUCAUUGAGAACUGCACACAGUUAUUGAUAAAUGACGUUGAUGUAGACGAUUUCAAUCAUCCUAGCAAGACUACCAAGAGUCCCAACUACAAUGUCCUAUCGAGCGAAGAGGUUUUAAGAAUUAAACAAAGGAUACCGACAAUGGAGUUGCACAAUAUAAACCAAUGCACAUUUUGA
Molecule: messenger RNA, 741 nt
Organism: Lodderomyces parapsilosis
Lineage: Eukaryota; Fungi; Ascomycota; Pichiomycetes; Serinales; Debaryomycetaceae
Exons: 2
Coding region: 1-741 (246 amino acids)
Biological process (GO): tubulin complex assembly; post-chaperonin tubulin folding pathway
Cellular component (GO): cytoplasm
Source: RefSeq, a predicted model, not a curated record